Messenger RNA from Thalassophryne amazonica, 2597 nucleotides. RefSeq lists its product as uncharacterized. Bases 365 to 2260 code for a protein of 631 amino acids. Gene Ontology annotation, cellular component: nucleus. The record is from RefSeq and is a predicted model, not a curated record. The transcript has 15 exons. Lineage: Eukaryota; Metazoa; Chordata; Actinopteri; Batrachoidiformes; Batrachoididae.
AUAAACCAAACAAGAGGAGUAAGAAGAAGACGCACGUCUGUUAGCUUCCGAAGCUAAAGCAAGUUAGCUGUAAACGUUGAAAACUCUCCUCGGAUCAGAUCGGACUUCACGCUGUAAACUUUUAAUACGUUUCUCUAGACGCGCGAAAGAACGAAAAAACCCCGGAAGAAAUGCGGAGUUAGCGCAAAAAGUCCAACAGCUAGGUUUGUUUAGUGAAACAGCGGCUAACUGCUGCUAAUGAAGAGAUAUUCGAGUUAUAACAAAAUAGUAAAAAUAAUAAAUUAGUGAUUUAAAAGAAGAGAAGAAACGAGUCAAAGUGCUGGAUGCUGUUUGAAAGCCUAAAGUUCGCUGAUACAGAACAGACAUGCAGCAAUCCAUAGUGAGUAAAGAUGUUCUCCCUAAGCAGCAGGAAUGGAAUCAAUGUCUCGUCCAAAAGGACUCAGAGCCUCCUAACAUUAAAGAGGAACAGGAGGAACUCUGGAGUGACUCUGAAGAAAAACCACAGUUACCACUACUUCAUCAAAGCAAGAGAGAUGAGAGUACAGAAGUGGAGCUUCUCGCGAGUUUUUCCACUGAGCACAGAACACUGAAAAUAGGAGCUAACGGAGAGGACUGUGGAGCAUCGCAACCAGCCAGCAACUCAGAUGUACAACCACAUACUGAUGGUUGGUCGUCUGGUAAAACCAUGGCCGAGUCCGCCACACCAGAGGAGAAGUGCUCCCGGAAAAAGGCACCUACGUUCUCCAAAGCGGAGGAAGCUCUCCUUUUGGGGGAAUAUGAGCGACGUAGGGGUGUUCUUGAGCGUUCCAAAGGAACAAAAUCGGUCCUAGCUGCCAAAAGACGGGCUUGGAAGGAGAUUGCAGUGUCCCUCAAUAGCUUCAAUGUAAAUGCUGUACGCUCCUGGGAAGAUGUCAGGAGAAAAUAUAAAAAUAUCCUGCAAUCAGGGAAAAAAAAGAGAGACAUCAGUGCUGGUACUGGUGGUAGCCCUACACAAGUCCUCACAGAGACUGAAGAGAAGACCAUCAGCCUGAAUGAGGCCCAGGACACCAUCAUCGUCCUCGCGUCAGGAAAAGAGGGUGCUCUCUCAGCAGUUGACGUCAUGAAUCCAGUGAGCAUUAUGGACCUUGGAUUCCAAAUACUUGAAAAUGGCUGGUCCUCUGCUACAACCAUGGCUGAGUCCGCCACACCAGAGAAGUGCUCCCGGAAAAAGGCCCCUACGUUCUCCAAAGCAGAAGAAGCUCUCCUUUUGGAGGAAUACGACCGACGUAGGGGUGCUCUUGAGUGUUCCAAAGGAACAACAUCAGCCCUAGCUGCUAAAAGACGAGCUUGGGAGGAGAUUGCAGCAUCCCUCAAUAGCUUCAAUAUACGUUCCUGGGAAGAUGUCAGGAGAAAAUAUAAAAACAUCCUGCAAUCAGGGAAAAAAAAGACAGACAGCAAUGGUGGUAUGGGUGGUGACCCUACACAAGUCCUCACAGAGACUGAGAAGACCAUCAGCCUGAACGAGGACCAGGACACCAUCAUCGUCCUCGAGUCAGGAAAAGACGGUGCUCUCUGUUGGUCAUCUGCUACAACCAUGGCAGAGUCCGCUGCACCAGAGGAGAAACACUCCCGGAAAAAGGCCCCUACAUUCUCCAAAGCGGAGGAAGCUCUCCUUUUGGGGGAAUACGAGCGACGUAGGGGUGUUCUUGAGUGUUCCACAGGAACAUCAUCAGCCCUAGCUGCCAAAAGACAGGCUUGGGAGGAGAUUGCAGUGUCCCUCAAUAGCUUCAAUGUAAAUGCUGUACGCUCCUGGGAAGAUGUCAGGAGAAAAUAUAAAAACAUCCUUCAAUCAGGGAAAAAAAAGACGGACAGCAAUGCUGGUACUGGUGGUGUCCCUACACAAGUCCUCACAGAGGCUGAGGAGAAGGGAAUCAGCCUGAACGAGGCCCAGAACACCAUCACUGUCCUCGAGUCAGGAAGAGACAAUGCUCUCCCAGCAGUUGACAUCAUCAAUCCAGUGAGCAUUAUGAACCUAGGGUUCCAAAUACUUGAAAAUGAUACAGUCACUAAACCUCCAGCAGAAACACCAGCCACAAGCUCCCACACCAAGAAGGUUGAUGAUGCUUGGCAGGAGUAUCUUCAGUGCAGUAUUGAUGCUAAGAAAGCACUCCUGCCACUGCAGAUGCAGUUUUAUAAAUCUGCUGCCCGGUACUUCGACAGCCAGACAGAGUUGGCCAACAUCAAAAUUAAAGUCAACAAAAAGAAAUUAGAUGAAGAGUAAAUCAAUGUAUAAUAGUUUAAUUGAUGUUAUGUUGCAUAGUAUGAUUUUUUUAAAAUUCAGUCUUAGAUGAACAGAGCCACCUGUGCCUUAGCAGCACUUGAAUCCACGUGAAGUGGAGCCACGGCUUCAUAAACGUUAAGAGUUUUAUAAAGUUACAUUAGAAAUGUGUUAUGUGGAACUUCAGUUAUUUAGAAAUCAAAAUUCUACAUUGUACAAUCAGUUACGCUACCAAUUCUACUGUACUUGUAACAAGUUUCAAGCUAUGCCAAAAUGUGCAGUAACAUCUGGGAAAUUCUGUGAUUUAUUAAUGUGUAAUAAUAAAAUUGAAUUUGGCACU